This is a messenger RNA of Schistocerca nitens (vagrant locust), 2847 nucleotides long. RefSeq lists its product as uncharacterized. Lineage: Eukaryota; Metazoa; Arthropoda; Insecta; Orthoptera; Acrididae. The record is from RefSeq and is a predicted model, not a curated record. Bases 44 to 700 code for a protein of 218 amino acids. Gene Ontology annotation, molecular function: sequence-specific DNA binding. The transcript is spliced from 5 exons.
UUUCUCGUUGUAGAAGUGACAUUUGUUGUUUGGUAAGAAGAUUAUGGCUAUGAAAGGUAGCAAAUGCGCCGUUCCAGGUUGUUCGAAUUAUAAAUUACAAAAGGAUAAAUCAUUUUAUAGAUUUCCCAAGGAUAAGGAGCUAUGUAAGCAGUGGGUAAUUUUAACUCAGAAACCCGGUUUAGCUGAAGUGUUCAAAAGCCGAGGGCCAGAAUAUGUUUAUCGAACGUACACUGUAUGCUCGGACCAUUUUCAGGAAAAAGAUUUCCGGAACAAGAUAUGGUUAAGCCAAGGUCUUUGGCGUGGUGCAAUACCUUCGCGGUUGUUACCCAAACCUAAACAAACUUUACCAAACAGUGGAAGAAAUGGGGAAGUGGCGACAGUGUUAAGUGAUACGAACAGUGUACAAAAUGAUUCAGCCCCAAAUCAAAUGGCGAGGGGAUUCUCUCCAGAACGGGAGUCAGCAGAAAUAUACUUUGCAGAAAAUCAGUAUUGUGUUCAGAGUUGUACGCCAGAACCUCACCAGCCAUGUGACAGUAUAACUGUGAAGGUGGAACAGGAGCCUGAAUGUGGAGGGAACUCCUGUGAUAAGCACAGACCACAGGAACCUGAAUACAUAGAAGUUAAGGGCGAGCCGCUCGAGGAGGAGGAGGAGGAAGCUACUGAUGAGGGUGCCACAGAACAGGACUCUCUGUGUUUCUGAUGAACAUUCUCCUCAGAGCUGAACUGUCUACAUUUGUGGUCCGAAUGUGACCGUAACUGCAGGCUGGGAGGGAGCUGCACUCUGGAACUGCAGCUGCCGGAGUGUGGAACUUCACAGGUCUCCGUAAAGGAGGGGGGACAGCCUGGGUAGUUGUGUGUCAGAUGUGAUGAAGCUGACAGACCUGAGAGAAGAAAGCCACUGCAAACUGGAGAGAGGUCAUCUCCAGCAACGGCCACAGUGAAGUCUUCUUCUAUGCAUUUGAUGUGUGUACAUAUGACUAUGGUUUUUACUCCUCCGUAUGUAUUUUCCAUUUUUUAUUUCCUCAUUUGGGGAAAUAUUCCCACUUUUCUAUUUCAUAUGUUCAGGUACCAUCUUAGCUAAAAAUAAAUGCAGAAGUUUUACUGUCUUUGCAUAGGGUUGCCAUAAUCAGAGGACGAAAAUCGAGGACAAAAUUCGGUGAUUAUAAAGAUGUGCUUGAAAUGCGGACCGAUAUGUUGUGCAAGUGACCAUUGGUUUGCAUUUCACUUGAAUCUUAGACAUUACUUUACAGUGGUAAUUAUGAAGAUGUGGUUGAAACUUGGAAUCACACAAUGUCCUUUCAUCUUUCUGCACAUAAUUCAAACAGUAAUUCUGUCAGCAAAGAAGUUGUAAUUAACAACGAAAAUUAAUCCAAACAUUAAUGGUGUCUAUAAAGGAGUGGUCAAUGAUGAAGAAAAUUAAUUGCAGUUGACAUUAAAUAACUUUUUAAUUAAAGCACUGAACACAAAUUAUUAACAUGUAUACAAUCAUGCUGCUACAAUUGAUAUACAUCUUUCACUUUAUGCUUUAAACCAGUCAUAUUUCUCUGAGCCCUGGACAGAAGAUUCUGAAUCAGUCUAUGAAAAUCUGUGCAAUUUGUUUCUCAUGUUAUAUCGGAUUUGGAGCAUUGCAUUGACUGAUGUUAAAGCUGGUCUGUUUCUUUAUUCUGUCCAUUGUGCGUUCACUAGGGAAAACUCUUUCUUCACAUUGGCAUCAUGCCCUGGAAUGGAGAAAUAGUACUGCACAAUAGCAAUCAGUUCUGAAUACUGCUCUUUAGAUACACAAUCCUCAAAAAAUUUAACCCACUUUUUAUGAGACAUCAUGAAAUUCUGGUUAUCUUCCUUUGUAAGAAACCAUUUCAGUUUCACUAUCUGGUCAAAUAGCAAACUCUCGUCCACUUUGCAAGUUGUUUUCUUGCAUCCAUUUAAGUGUACAUUCAACUUUUUCCCAGUCAGGUAAAGCGUUCAACAGUAUCCAGUCAAAAUGUUCAAGUUCGGAUAAAGGCUUGCUCCAUUUUAUCGGAUAAUCUGUUACUGUCCGAUACAAUGCCAUGACAUCCUCUUGAAAUUUUGACUGCUGAUACUGGGAGAGAGUCAUGAAUUUACAUAUCUUUCGUUCCUCUAAAACAUGCACGAAGUUUUUAAGUUCCAACCUAAACUCAUUCACAGAGAUGUCCUCUUUCUCUAUGUUGGUGAUAGCCUUUUGAAAUAAACUCAUCUGAGCAAGCAGAAAGUGUAAAUACAUCUCUCCACAAGCAUCAGAAAAGACUUGUGAAUAUUUUGACACUUAUCGAGAGACAGGAAGUAUGAUUUAAGAGCAUAAAACAUGUAUAUGAAUCUUCCAAUUGCAGGAAAAAAGCUCAUUCACCUAGUUUUCACAUGCCUAAGUAAAUCUUUGAGUCAUAUGGAGGAAAUCACAAAAAUCCCUUAAAGCUGCUACCUUAAUAAUUAUACUUUGCACAUCUUGUGAAAGUAUGUUGGUUCCAUUUUGAAUAGCAUUAUGCAGUACAUGAACUGGGCAACCUACCGUAUUUACUCGAAUCUAAGCCGCACCUGAAAAAUGAGACUCAAAAUCAAGGGAAAAAAAAAAUUUCCCGAAUCUAAGCCGCACCUGAAAUUAGAGACUCUAAAUUCAAGGGGAGAGAAAAGUUUUAGGCAGCACCUCCAAAUCUAAACAAAGUUGGUCCAUUGUAAUAUGAGACACAAUUUAGGUCGAAUGAAUGACGAUACAGCUACAGUAGUUUGGUUCGAGUCGUAAGCUUAGCAGUUAAGCUUUACCAGGUAGCCAUUGCUACGCGUCAGGUGCUCCGUCCGUAUUUAUACGGAUACCCUUCCUUUUUCACGUGCUUA